UGAAAGGGAUUUAAAACCAGAUUCACCAAGAAACACGAAUAGGAUUCUGGAAUAAUACAAAGGCAUUUGCAUUGGAAGAGACCUCAGCAAGAAUCAUCUGCUCUGGAUCAGCAACAAAAUGGAGGAACCUGCUUCGGAAAUGAGCCCCUCUGUGGAGCGUAAAACAAAGGCGACUGAGAGUGUCCUGAUGGAGAGAGCAGACUCCCCUGUACCCAGCUGUGUUUCCAUGAAGAGUGACAGGUCAAUGCAUCAACCACUCAACUUCAGAGAGGGACCUUUACCUACAGAUCAAAGAGACCAAAUGGCUGAAUGCAGAUCAGAUCUACAGGAUAAACCGGGUUCAUCAUCCAUAUUGAAGUCACUAGAGGAAAAUGCUGUGAGGUUCCUGAAGGACGAGCUGAAGAAGAUCAUGAGGUACCUAGAUCAGAAUUACCCAGAAUUCUCUGGGCCUCAGCUGGAGGAGGACAAUGACCUGGAUAGUGAUGGUCAGAUGCAGAAGACCUGUGGUAGAGAGGGAGCUCUGAAGAUCACACUGUACAUCCUGAGGACCAUGGAGCAAAAUGAUCUCGCUGACAGGCUGGAGAAGAGGCAUCUUCUGUCACAAUGUCAGCGCAGAAUCAAAUGUAACCUGAAGAAGCAAUUUGAGUGUGUAUUUGAAGGGAAAGCUAAGGAAGGACAGCCAACACUUCUCAGUGAGAUUUACACAGAACUCUACAUAACUGAAGGUGGGACUGGAGCAGUCAAUGAUGAACAUGAAGUGAGACAGAUUGAAACAGCAUCCAAGAAAAGGCGAACAGAAGAUACUACAGUCAAGUGCAAUGAUAUAUUUAAACCCUUAUGUGGGCGUGUGACACCUAUCAGAACUGUACUCACUAAAGGGGUGGCAGGUAUCGGGAAAACAGUCUCUAUGCAGAAAUUUAUUCUCGACUGGGCAGAAGGAAAAGCAAACCAGGAUGUUCACUUCAUAUUUGCUCUUCCUCUCCGGGACCUGAAUUUGAUUAAGGGUGAAUACAGCCUGAUUAAACUGCUUCACCACUUUGUCCCAGAACUGAAAUCAUUUGAAUCCACUGAGCUGUUUAGGUACAAAGUCUUGUUCAUCUUUGAUGGUCUGGAUGAGUGUCGCCUUCCUCUAGAUUUUCAGAACAAUGAGAGCUGGUUUGAUGUAACAAAGAAAACGUCACUAGAUGUGCUGUUGACUAACCUCAUUAAGGGGAAUCUGCUCCCAUCCGCUCUCCUCUGGAUAACCUCCCGGCCAGCAGCAGCCAAUCAGAUACCUGCUAAGUGUGUCCACCAGGUGACAGAGAUACGAGGGUUCAGUGAUGCCCAGAAGGAGGAGUAUUUCAAGAAGAGAUUUAAUGAUCAGAGCCUGGCCAGCAGGAUUAUCACACACGUGAAAUCAUCAAGGAGCCUCUUCAUCAUGUGCCACAUACCUGUGUUCUGCUGGAUUUCAGCCACUGUGCUUAAGAUGCUUUUUAGUGAGACUGACAGGGGAGAAAUUCCAAGGACUCUGACUGAAAUGUACACACACUUCCUGAUCUUUCAGACAAGUUUAAAAAAUGACAAGUAUAUGAAAAACCAUGAAACUAAGCUUAAGAAAUACAGCAAGGAAUUCCUUUUAAAACUUGGUAAACUUGCUUUUGACAACCUUGAGAAAGGCAAUCUCAUAUUUUAUGAGCAAGAUCUGUCAGAGAAUGGCAUUGAUGUCACUGAAACUUCAGUUUACUCUGGAGUGUGCACAGAAGUCUUUAAAGAGGAGUAUGGGUUGUACCAGGAGAAGGUGUACUGCUUUGUGCAUCUGAGCAUCCAGGAGUAUCUCGCUGCUUUAUAUGUGUUUCUGUCAAACUCAUCAGCUGACCUGCUGAAGACUGCAGUGAAUCAGGCAUUAAAGAGCAAGAAUGGACACUUGGACCUCUACCUCCGCUUCCUCUUGGGCCUCUCAACAGACUCCAGUAAGACUCUGUUACAAAGGCUACUGGGGCCAACAAGCAUCUGCUCAUAUACCAUUAAGGAAACAGCCCAGUACAUCAAGGAGAAAAUACAGGAGAAUUUAUCUCCAGAAAGGACCAUCAACCUGUUCCACUGUCUGACUGAACUGGGUGACAAUUCUCUAGUAAAGCAAGUACAAAGAUACCUGAAUUCAGGAAACAUUUCAGCAGAUGGCCUCUCACCUGCACAGUACUCAGCUUUGGCCUUUGUGAUGCUGAUGUCAGAUGAGGAACUGGAUGUGUUUGAUCUGAAAAAAUACAUCAGACGAGAUAAACAGCACUGCAGGCUGCUGCCUGUGGUCAAGAACUCCAGGACGGCUCUGUAAGUGACGUGGGGAUGGGAAAUCAUGUCUGGUCUGGCAGUGAUACAUGAAUAUGGUUUGAAAUGUGUAAUAUAUAUUAUAUGUUUCUCCUCAUGGAUUAAUAAGUGGGUUUUAUUUUGAUAAUCACAGCUAUAGCUGUUUGUAUAGCAGUAGCUAAUCUUGACCACAGACUUUAUAAUGACUGAAGGUAGUGAUGUCACUUUUUGUUUGUUACUACGUUUCCAUUCCCAUCCAGUCUGCCUUCUGAUCACAGCACAGCAUCCUAACCUGCUAUGGAAACAGUGAGGGCUCUUUAUCCACAGGGUGUAUAAGUGGUAUGUGAGUGUUAUUGUCAGCAGGCGUGUUCAUUUGAUGGAGCCCAGAGCUGGGAGCUUCCGUAUGACUGCUGUCUCUGGCUGCUCACUGGCGCCCUCUGCUGGCCUCAGCUGCACCUGGCUGAGGAUGUGACGACACAUCUAGUCCGGCAGAAAUAGAUAAACAUUGUUUAAAAUAUAAAAUGAAUAUGUAUAUAUGUAAUUUAUUUCCUCUCUUUUAUCAACAAGGUUACUUUUAAAUCUAGUUUAUAUUAACUGAAGGUAGUGAUGUAGUAAAAACAAAAAAGACAAGAUUUCCACGACCAUCCUUUGUGUAACAAAUAACCAAAGAUACAGCAUCAUACAGAAUGGUCCAGUUUUCAUUAAUAGUGGGAAAACCACUCAUAUUCAUUUCAG
This is a messenger RNA of Brienomyrus brachyistius, 3018 nucleotides long. Its product is annotated as protein NLRC3-like. The record is from RefSeq and is a predicted model, not a curated record. The transcript is spliced from 6 exons. The coding region runs from base 119 to 2311 and encodes 730 amino acids. Lineage: Eukaryota; Metazoa; Chordata; Actinopteri; Osteoglossiformes; Mormyridae.